Molecule: messenger RNA, 152 nt
Organism: Schistosoma turkestanicum
Lineage: Eukaryota; Metazoa; Platyhelminthes; Trematoda; Strigeidida; Schistosomatidae
Source: the annotation of a GenBank genome assembly
CUCACUGCACAAUUAACUCGACGAUUAAAAGAUUAUACACAUAUUGUAACAAGUACACGAACUAUGGCUGUACGUUUACAUAAUUCGCAUAAUAAUGACCAACCAAUUACACCACGUUUUGAUUGUUGUAAUUUAUUUGAACGAGAUUUAAA